GAAACGCGGAAAUGCUUUGCUAUGAUCUGAGCGGCCAACACAGCUGCAAAGGUGCAGGUUCGUGAAUGUAAUAGGAUGUGUUGUGGCUAAAAGCAUAAAGUUAACCACCUAACUAUUUAACAUCAUGAACUCGUAUCUUAUUACAAACAGAAAAACGAGCCUGUAAUUAAUUUCAGCCUCUCUGAAGUGUUUCGCUUCCGUCGCAGGAGAGGAAAUGAAGACGAUAGUAACAUUGAGUGCCGCAUUCAAAGCCCCCUUGUUCCCACUGAUGUCCACAGAUCCCGCCUCCAAGGUGAAGCACACCUAUCAGUGAUGGUUAUGGAGGAUGAUGGACGUCCCCACAGCCAAUCAGAGCCAGACACCCUGUCAGCCUUGGGUGGGCCAGAACGGCUGGUCCCCAGCUUCACCCCAAGGACCCCCCUGCAACCCUCUGCCCAGCUUUCAGCAUCUUAGCCUGGGCUCACCUUCAGAGCAGAGACCCUGCUACGACCACUUGCAGACGCCCGACCAGAGCUGCCAGAGCGACCUCACCACCUUUUCUUCCAGAAACAACACCCAUCACAGCACGAUAUAUGCCAACAAUGCUGAUCAGAGUGUGCAGCGAAACAUUCCUGAUGUUCUUGUGUCAUCCUCGAUUCCAGCUACGAGCCAAGGAAGAAGUAUACCUCCGUGUUCCCUGCCUCUUAUGAAGGAAGGGGCGCAGCCUUGCAAGCCACAUCAAAUGCUAUUUCACUCCCCUUACAGCCCUUACCAAGCAAUAUCUCCCCAUUUCCAGUCUCCAUACACACACCCAUCACUGAAUGGACCUCAGUCACCACAUCAAAAACAUCUGGCCGUCAACUCUCCAUCAUUUGGACAAUGUGCAAACCAGAGUCCACAGUGUGCACCUCAGCCUGCAUUUGACAGGGCAAACUUGGAGUCCUCUGUUGGCUACACCCACGAUCAUGCCCCCACCUCUCCUAUCCAACAGCAGCCUCAGUGGACACUUCCACCACACUCUAAAGGAUCCAUAAACGAGUUUGUUCCCAACACGGCUGCACAGGACAGGAACAUCACGCCACAGUCUCCUAACUCUGAGUCUCGUUAUGGCCUGGACCCAGAGCUCCUGCCCAGUGCUGUGAAGGUGAUUGCAGAGGACAGGGCAGAGUGGGAGGGCAAGGUCUUCGUCUCAGAGCCUUUUUCCCGUCUUCCUCCUCUGGCAACGACUUCCUGUAUCAUAGAGGACAAGGGUAAUGCGAGUCCUUUGGCCAUCCGCUCCAUCUCGUACUGUGUGCCCUGUGAAGGGCAGACCGCCCUGCUUAGCCGUCUGCCGCUGGGAGCUUUGGUCUCCCCACUGGCAAAACAAAAUGCUGGAGAGUCCCUGCCAGUGUGCAAAGAGCCAGAGUGUGUUAUGGGUUGUGGUUGUUGCGGAGCCUCCAUGUGCCCGGCGAUGGGCUGGCAGGACUGUGGUCAGAGGUUUUACUGCCCCUUCUGUGGUAAACUCAGUGAAGUGCCAUGGCAACACUACCAGCCCACCAAAGGGGUGGAGGGAGUUCGGGUGGAUAAAGACCAGAGGCCUGAGCUCAGUAUGGGGUCAUAUGAGAUACUAAAUUCUCAGAAGGGGGAACCUGCUGCACUGCUUCUAGCUAUAGAUGUCUCCGCUUCAGCGCUGAGAGGAGGACAUUUGGAGUUCGUAACACAACAAAUACUCACUCUGCUCACCUCUCUGAAGAGGGAGGAUGGCGAUGCCUUGCCAGACGUCCGCAUUGGUUUGAUGACGUAUGACAGCAGGAUCCACCUGUAUAACCUCAGCCCCGCCCUGUCCCGCCCACACAUGCUGGUCAUCACAGAGACAGAAGACAUGCAGCUUCCUGUGAGGGAGGGGCUUCUGGUGUCCCUGCAAGACUGCAUAGACAGUAUUGACAGUGUGUUGCAGCUUAUUCCUCAGUUUAGUCCAGAGUGCGAUGACUCUAGCGGCGUUCCCAUGGAGCUGCCUGUCAAAGCAGGACUAGCUGUGCUGCAGGCCCUGGGCUGUCCAGGCAAGCUGCUGAUCUUUCAUACUGCCCCUCUGACAGAGAUGGGAAACACAAACUCGUCCUCAGGGUUCUUUGGCGCUAACAAACCAAAGUCAAUCUUUCAGCCGUCAGAGCUUCCUGUCUCAUUGGCCAAGGAGUGUGUCAGUCAGGGCUGCAGCGUUCACCUGUUCGUCCUCUCUCAGCAAGAUGUGGGCGGGGCUUGGCCAGGACACAUUCCAUAUCUAACAGGUGGAGCUCUGCACACCUAUGGCCACCUCCAGGGAGAGUUGGACAGAGAGCGUUUCAGCACUGACCUAAAGAGGAUUGUAGAGGCGGACACAGGCUACAAGGCUGAGCUCAGGAUUUUUGUCAGCAAAGAUCUGCGUGUGUCCGGCUGUUACGGACUUUUUAUCCCCGGGCCCAGCCCCAGCCACGUGACCAUGGCGACUCUUAACUGCCUUACAACACUGGCUGUGGAGCUUGCUCACACCAGAGCUGUGGAUGAGACGAGAGGCGUCACCAUACAGGCUGUGUUGUCUUACAGCACGCAGACAGGAGAAAGGAGGACCAGGGUUCACACUCUGACCCUGCGAUGCUCACGUCACCUGCAGGACGCUUUCCGGCAGUACCAGGCCCAAACACUACUCACCUUCUACUGCAAAAAGAUUUACUGUGCAGUGUUGGAGCGCCCUUUACAGGAGCUGAGGGGGGAACUGCAGACAGAGGUAACAGAAGCGUUGGCGUCCUACCGCAAACACUGCUGCUCUGCUUCAGUGUCCGCUGGACAGCUGGUCCUCCCUCAGUACCUGCGAGCUCUUCCUGUUUAUAUCAACAGUCUGAGAAAGAGUGAGGUGCUGCUGCCGGGCCUGAGGAGCUCCGUCCACCAGCGGCUGCAGCAGCGCUGCCAGGUGCUCAGCAUGGACACCUGCAGCACCUCCAAACACUUCUACCCACUGCUGCUGCCUCUGCCGCUGUCAGUCGACAGCACCAACUCUCCAAACCCAGAAGAAGCAUUGCGCUGCUGUGCUGCCAGCCUGGAGCCCAGAGGUCUGUAUUUGAUUCAUGCACCCCUCACCCUGCUGCUCUGGGUGGGCACCCAAGUCCCAGCAUGCACGCUAGUCGAGCUCUUCAACACCAGUUGCUUCUCCUCCCUGCCCUCUGGAGAGACAAAGCUGCCAGUUCUUGAAAACCCUCUGUCCAUCAGGGUCCGAUCCCUCAUCAACACACUGAACUCUGAGGCACCUUGUGCCCGCAAGCUGUGGGUGGUGAAGCAGGGUGACACCUGUGAGGAGGCCCUGCAACGCCACCUGGUGGAGGACAAGAGUCCCAACGGAGGAGCGUCCUAUGCCGACUUCCUUUACCACCUCCACGUCAACUCCGUCAAGCUUCUGCAGUGACCUGACACACACACACAAACAUAUGUUUUCUGACCUCUCUGGGUGCAUUAUCUUCUACAAAAGAUGACACUGCGGCAUAUUUUCUUCAAAAAAAAAAAAGAACAACAGACAGAUGGAAACAAAAAGUAUUACUAGACAUUAUUAUAAUGUGGAAAUAUUAAAGGCCUGUUGUCAGGCGGUGCAUGGAGGCAUAGUUUUGUUCAUUUAAUGACUGUGAUAUGUGUGACGUGCUCUCCUGAAAAUGUGUUUAUGAUGUUAAUUUAUUCCUGCGUCACGGCAAUUCUCUAAUCCCUGCCUGAGAUUUGCGUGUGUGUGUGUGUGUGUAUGAAUAUAGAUGUGUAAAUAAAGGCCUUCGGUGAAAACGA
Larimichthys crocea (large yellow croaker) is the source of this 3756-nucleotide messenger RNA. Its product is annotated as protein transport protein Sec24C. Gene Ontology annotation, molecular function: SNARE binding; zinc ion binding. Lineage: Eukaryota; Metazoa; Chordata; Actinopteri; Sciaenidae. The transcript has 21 exons. The record is from RefSeq and is a predicted model, not a curated record. Bases 326 to 3391 code for a protein of 1021 amino acids. Gene Ontology annotation, cellular component: endoplasmic reticulum exit site; COPII vesicle coat. Gene Ontology annotation, biological process: endoplasmic reticulum to Golgi vesicle-mediated transport; intracellular protein transport; COPII-coated vesicle cargo loading.